GCAACGGCCCGUUUCCCCGGCGCAGCCCUUGCCUUCCCGUGCCCCUCAGUCGGGGAGCUGUGCUGCGCCCGCUUCCAGCCCGAACGCUCCUGGGAGAUUUGCGGUGUUGGUGCGGGGGCCCGUGCUGAGCUGCGCCUCUGGGCUCUGCCUGAGCCCUCUGUCUCACGACCGCUGUGGCUCCCUGAGCUUGGCACCCCGAACACAGCUUACACGUCACGCUGCUCUGAGACGCGCAGCGGGCAGCCUGGUCUCUUCCAUGCAGCUACCAGUCACGGAGAGUUUGGGGCAGGAGAGAGCCAAAGCUCAGCGCGGGGAAGGGCGCUGCGGGAGGACGUUUGGCUGUGGCCUUGUACCUGACCCUCCUAACCUUACCCUGUGCUGGGGAAGAACGGCAGCGUGAAGAGGGGAGACAGAGAGCUUGGGAGCACACGGGGCAAAGAACUGUGCCCUAACAAUCUGUUUGCCAUACUUGGAGUGUUCAUGUGCCUAAAACCAGUGGACAUAGAGCUUAAUUAAAAAAAAUUGUCAAAGGAUGUUUCUGUAAAACAUUCUUCGCAGGUCUCUCCUCUCAAAAAUUUAACACAGUUGGGUAAAUUUGGAGCUAACUGAUGAUACCAGUUGGAAGAAACACAUUCUUCAGCCUGGGUAGAAAUACAAACUUAAUGAAAUCUGAAACAAUGAGAUAAAUUUCACAAAGGCUAUGAACAUGUCAGUUACUUGUAGUUUUCUGUUUGUUUCCUAGAGAAAAAACACAAAACGAGUUCCAAGCUUUCGCAAGUUACUGAGAACUAGUAAAAUAAAACUUGACAACAAACUAAAGAAUAAACAGUACAAGCAGCAGAGUGCUGCUAAGAAGUAUCGAAAAGAACAAAAGAAGCUAAGGGAGGCUGUCAGAGAUGCUAUCUCCAGAAAACCUUUUCCGUUGGAAGAAUGCAAGAAGAAACAAGUUGGUGAAAAACGGGAAGAAGAGGAAGAAGAUGCUCUUCCAUUGGACAUGAUGGAUGAAGAUGACUUAAAAUUAAUGGAAGAUUUGGCUCAAAAAGCAUCCUUUUUAACCAGAGAUCUUUCUUCUAAUGAACCUGUUCACGUCAAAAAACGAAAGCAUGAAAGUGUGAUUGACAAAUACGAGAAGGUGCCAAGACGUAUGCAGACUGAGCCAGAAAAAGAACUCAUCCAUCUGCUCCCCAUCAAAGACAAAAGUGGCAUUAUUCCCCAAACUAUGGAAAAGCCAGUUCUCAGUGUUGCACAGGAUGAAGAGGAGGAUAUGGAAGAAAUGGAGGAAGCAGAGGACUUUAAUGAAGAACCCCUGCCUGUUCUCACUCCUGAGGAAAUGGCUGCUCAAAGGAGACAAAAGCUGCAGGAAAGGAAGAUGCACAUAGCUGCCUUAGCAUCGGCUAUUCUCUCUGAGCCAGACAACAACAUUAAAAAGUUGAAGGAGCUGCGUGCCAUGCUGAUGGAACAGGACCCUAAUGUGGCUGUGAUUGUUCGGAAGCUGGUCAUGGUUUCUUUGAUGGAGAUAUUCAAAGAUAUUGCACCUUCUUACAAAAUUCGGCCUCUGACUGAAGCAGAAAAGGCUACUAAGGUUAAAAAAGAAACUCAGAAACUGAGAGAAUUUGAAGAAGGCCUUGUGAGCCAGUAUAAAUUUUACUUGGAAAAUCUGGAACAAACAAUUAAAGAUUGGAAACAACGGAAGUUGAAGAAAAGCAAUGUCAUCUCAUUAAAAGCAUAUAAAGGCCUAGCAGAGAUUGCAGUGAAGUGUCUGUGUGAGCUGCUUGUGGCCCUACCCCACUUUAACUUCCACAACAACAUUAUUGUUCUUAUUGUUCCACUCAUGAAUGAUGCAUCAAAAAUGAUUUCUGAACUGUGCUUUGAGGCAGUUAAGAAGCUCUUUAAACAAGACAAGUUGGGCUAUGCUUCACUCGGUGUAGUUAAGGUCAUUUCUGGCCUUGUAAGGGGUAGAAAUUACGAUGUCAGACCUGAGGUGUUAAAAGUAUUUCUUCAUUUAAGAAUUAAGGAAGUAGAAUUACAAAAAGAUUCUGAAGACAUUGCACCAAAGAAAAAGUUCAUGACUUACAAAGAGAAAAGAAAAAAUCUUUCAAGAAUGCAAAGAAAGUGGAAGAAAGCAGAAGAGAAACUGGAACGAGAACUCUUGGAAGCAGAAGCGUCGGAAAGUAAAGAAAAAAAACUGAAGCUGCACACAGAGACCUUGAAUAUUGUAUUUGUAACUUACUUUAGAAUCUUGAAGAAAGCUCAGAAGUCUCCACUUCUGCCAGCUGUGCUAGAAGGUCUUGCAAAGUUUGCUCAUCUCAUAAAUGUGGAAUUUUUUGACGACCUGUUGAUUGUCCUUCAUUCUCUUAUUGCAUCUGGGGGCUUAAGCUAUCGUGAGAGUCUUCAUUGCAUUCUCAGUGCUUUUCAUAUACUCUCUGGUCAAGGUGAUGUCCUUAACAUUGAUCCAAUGAAAUUCUACACUCAUCUUUACAAGACACUGUUCAGCCUACAUGCAGGUGGUACCAAUGAUGAUAUAGGCAUUGUGCUCCACUGCCUGGACGUCAUGUUUGCCAAGCGGAGAAAGCAAGUUUCCCAGCAACGAGCUCUUGCUUUCCUAAAGCGACUUUCCACUCUUGCUCUUCAUGUACUUCCAAACUCCAGUGUUGGGAUCUUGGCAACAAACAGGGUAUUAAUGCAAACAUUCCCGAAGAUGUUAUUCUUACUAGACAACGAAUCUCAAGGCAGUGGAGUUUAUCUCCCAGAACUAGAUGAACCAGAGCAUUGCAAUGCUCAGAACACAGCUCUCUGGGAGCUGCAUUUACUGCAGAGACACUAUCAUCCCACAGUGCAGAAAUUUGCAGCUCACCUUAUUGCUGGAGCUCCAGCUGAAGAAAAAAUUUCCCUUGAUUUGAGCCAAAGGCCUGCUACAGAACUUUUCGAGGCAUACUGUAUGAGAGGGAUGACCUUUAAUCCUCCUGUUGCUUCAGUAACAUCCAGAAGAAAGGAUACAUUCUCACAAAUGGAUUCAUUUCUAGAUGAAGAGCUAAACAAACAGCUUCAACAGCACAUCAGUGAAACUGUUGUUCACAAACCCUUGGAUUUUGCUAAACACUUGAAGGAAUCGUCCUUGUUGUAAAUGUAUCUAUCAGUCAGUCAUGUUCAGUUGGCUGCUUAAUUAUGGAGAAAGAAUGGCUGAAAGAAAUUUCCACUCAUCAUUAAAGGAAUUCAAGUAGGCUUUUGAAUACAGAAACACACAAAAAAAAGUAACAGCAGUUUGUCACACAGAGUUACAAGGCCUCUCCGCUUAACCACCGAGUCCAUGUUCUCAGGGCUUGGGAACUACAAUGCAGUCACAUCAGUAAUUUAAAAAGAUACAAACCCAGGUAAUUUUAAAAUGGUUUGCAACCAUGCA
Messenger RNA from Egretta garzetta (little egret), 3400 nucleotides. It is a transcript of the gene NOC3L, whose product is annotated as NOC3 like DNA replication regulator. Gene Ontology annotation, cellular component: nucleolus. Gene Ontology annotation, biological process: DNA replication initiation. The record is from RefSeq and is a predicted model, not a curated record. Gene Ontology annotation, molecular function: chromatin binding. Lineage: Eukaryota; Metazoa; Chordata; Aves; Pelecaniformes; Ardeidae.